Molecule: messenger RNA, 459 nt
Organism: Beta vulgaris subsp. vulgaris (sugar beet)
Lineage: Eukaryota; Viridiplantae; Streptophyta; Magnoliopsida; Caryophyllales; Amaranthaceae
Exons: 2
Coding region: 1-459 (152 amino acids)
Source: RefSeq, a predicted model, not a curated record
AUGGCUAGACUUGCAAACCGAGACUUUGAGAUCCUUGAAGCCUCAUGCCAAAGGUAUCUAGAAUGGAGAGUGGAUGCAAAAGCUUACCUAAAGUCACUUAGCCUCGACCACACCAUUGUCAAAGAUCCCAAAGAGUUAUGGGAUAACCUAAAGGAUAGAUUUGAGCAUUUGCAAAGAAUUAUCGCUCCAAGAGCCCAACAUGAACCGUCAGUACUCAGGUUUCAGGACUUUGCAUCAGUACACGAGUACAAUUCUGCAGUACUUCGCAUCACCUCACAGCUAAAGCUGUGUGGAGAACCUGUGUCUGAACGAGCCAUGAUUGAGAAAACCCUCUCCACUAUGCAUGCCAAUAAUGUUGUUCAGCAAGAACAAUAUCGUGAAAGGCGUUGCCAAAAGUUCCGCGACCUAAUUGCCAUCCUUUUGGUUGCAGAACAAUCAAAUCCUGCUCUCAAUUCAUAA